Messenger RNA from Rotaria socialis, 1464 nucleotides. Lineage: Eukaryota; Metazoa; Rotifera; Eurotatoria; Philodinida; Philodinidae. The record is from the annotation of a GenBank genome assembly.
AUGUAUGAUGAAUUGCGCAGGCAAGGUGUACCAGGCGAGCCAUUUAUACCGAUUAUUGGUCAACUACCUCAACUAAAUCGUGCUCGAGAAAACAAUGGUACUCUGGCCUACUUAUUUAGUCUUAGUGAAAAAUAUGGGAAUUACUUCCUUUUUUCUUUUGGACCUCUAAUGCGUAUUAUGAUCAGUGAACCGGACAUGAUUGCUGAUGUUGUCGGUCGAUCACAUGUUCACGAUUAUGUGAAACCGGACGUGUUCGGUAAUAUUUUCAAACCAUUGAUUGGUUCACAUAAUUUAUUAGUCAGUGAAGGAGAAGAACAUGAAAGAGCUAGAAAAAUGCUUAAUCCUGCUUUUCAUUUUAUCAACUUGAAAUCAAUGAUUUCUAUCAUGGUUAAUGAGACAGCCAAAGCUAUUGAUAGUUUUUUUCUAUCAUCAGAUUCAAAUGCUAUUGAUUUACACAGGGAAUUGAGUGGUCUUACGUUAUCAAUUAUUAUGUCGAGUGCAUUUGGUCAGGCUUCUUCAACGCGAUCAAAUUUUAAUCGAACCAUGUAUCAAACAGUUAAUGAUGUUUUCGAAGCCAUUAAAUAUCGAAUAAUGCAUACUAUUACUCAAAUUCCUUUUCUCGCACGUCUACCUUUCUGGCGUAAAAGCGUUAUCGAUGAUGGCGUUCAACUUAUAGGCGAUGCUGUUGACCAGAUCAUCACUGAUCGACGACAGGGCCGAUCAGCUAGUCUAUGUGCUGGUUCGGAUCUUCUCGAUCUAUUGCUAUCAGCUAUUGAUAGCGAUGGAAAAUCAUUUACUGACGAAGAAAUAAAACAACAAGCUUUAACAUUUGUAUUGGCUGGUCACGAAACAACCAAUAAUCUUAUGGCAUGGGCUAUGUAUGUUUUGAUGACCAAUGAAUCAGCUUUACGUGCAUGUCGCGAAGAAGUCGAUAAAGUUUUACCGAACUGUAUCAGUCCCAGUCAUGAACUUAUCAGUAAUUUAGUUGUGUGUGAAGCUGUCUUACAAGAAACCCUUCGUCUAUAUCCCCCGGCACCCAUAUUUGCGAGAAAAUGUGUGCGUGAGCAUGUUAUUGGUAAAGAAGGACAAAAACAGUUGCGAAUUCCUGUUGGCACCACUAUUGUGAUCAAUAGCUAUACGCUUCAUCGAAGAGCAGACCUCUGGUCUCGACCACAUGAAUUUGAUUAUACACGUUGGUUGCGUGACCCGGUAACAGAUUUGAAACCAAAGCUAGCUCAUCCUUUCUGCUAUUUACCCUUUGCUGCCGGAUCACGUAACUGUAUCGGACAAAAUUUUGCAAUGCUCGAAGCUAAAAUUAUGUUAGCAAUGUUACUCCAAAGAUGUGAUUUUGUAAUGGAACCGGGUCAAAAUAUUGUACAAGAAUUCAUCAUUACCAUGAGACCAAAAUACGGUAUUCGGGCUCAGGUCAGUAAGAGGUCAAAAAGCAUUUCAACAAUUGAAUAA